GUAGAAAAAUGGCGAAGCGGAGCUGCGGAGGCUGCAUCGGCUGAGCUGCUUCAAACACCAUUCACGGGCACUCAGUCGUCACGGACGGGGGCCACCGUGUCGCGAGGACACUGCCACAGGAGCGGGGCGAGUCCAUCUCCCAUCCGGCGGAGGUUUUCAUUUAUUGUUUUCCCUCGAAGGGGAGGCGCUGGAGCCGAGUGAGGAGCCACGAAAACAAGUCAUGAACGGGGAUAUUGUUUGCAAUUCACUUACUGUCUUAAGCCACACCAAGUCCACAUCACCAGGUCAGGAUGAAAAGAGGAUCAAGCUGACACAGGAAGGGAGAUGCCCUCCAAUAAUCUCACAGCAAAAUGAAGCUCAGUGGCAGGGAGAGGGCUGGAGAACGCAUACCAUCGCUACACCAAAAGACGCAAAGAGCCAGUGUUCACCCUUCUGGACAGAUGAACAACCGUCACCUCCGCAGCUCUACUGCCCUCAGACCUGCCUUCGUUCCCCCACCGAAACCUCCCUGCCGCUCGGCAACAGCCUAUGCCACACUCUCCUCCUCACUGGCAAUGGUGGUGCACUCCGUGGUCACAAGAGGAGAGAAAUCCGCCCCAAGGUCGGGGGAAAGAAACCAUCUCGACGAAUUGCAGCUGGGAUGAACUCCCAAAACCGAAAGGUUACUGACUACUAUCCUAUAAGACGAAGCUCGAGAAAAAGUAAAAUGGCUUUAAAGUGUGAACAGAAGCAGCUCAUAGACGAUCUCAUCACAAAUGGAAUAGAGGAAGGAAUGGAGGUGCAACAUAUAGAAGGAAAGGGGAGAGGAGUGUUUGCCACUCGGUGUUUCGAGAAAGGCGAGUACGUGGUAGAGUACCACGGAGACCUGCUGCAGAUCACCGAUGCCAAGAAGAGGGAGGCCGAAUACGCUCAGAACCCUGCCACUGGCUGCUACAUGUACUACUUCCAGUACCUCUGCAAAACAUACUGUGUAGAUGCCACUAAAGAGUCUGAUCGAAUGGGUAGGUUGAUAAAUCACAGUAAAAAUGGAAACUGCCAAACCAAACUCCACGACAUCAACGGUGUCCCUCACCUCAUCCUCGUCGCCUCCCGAGACGUCGACGAAGGCGAGGAGCUGCUCUAUGACUACGGAGACCGCAGUAAAGCCUCUAUCGCAGCUCACCCAUGGCUCAAGUUCUGAUUGAGGGGGCCUCCAAAAAAAAGGGAAACAUACAGAAACACUUGUGUUUCUCAUUUGCUAGUGUACAAAUUGCCUUAGAAACAGAAUGUGUCCCCUUUUUGUUCCAAUACCAGGGAAGCUGGUUGGGUUGAGUAGCUGUUCAUGGGGCUGGAGGGUUGAUCGGGUACUUAUCAUGUUUUCGAUUGGUCCAUCUGCCAAGUCAGAUGACGUGUAGUUUUAUUUAUAUGUGUAUAUGAGGCAUUCUAGUUGUUUUGCAGCACAUUUAUUUUGUACAUUUUUGUAUUUCCUAUAGACCAAUGCUUCUACAGCAUGCAGGUGGUAGUUGACGCUCUGCAUUUUUAUACAGCUUUUUCUUAAUUAGUGGUUAGAUACUCAGCAAUACUUCUAUUUAUGGCCCCAGAACUCCUUUAAAUCAGCGAGAACUAUGGGAUGCAAAUGACAAAGCCUUUUUAAAGACAUUCUGUGGAAUUUUUAUUUCAGCCAUUAAAAUCACACAACCUUCCAUUGUUUAGAGGGAGUGUAAUAGUUCACCACACCCAUGGUUCAGGAGGAAUUGUGGCUACUGAGCACAGAAAACAGUUGAUUCAAGUAUUAUAUUUUCAAAGUUGGUAAUAACAGUGUUCAACAAACACUUUCCUCCUGUUUUCAUGCCCUUUUCUAUUCUUUAGCACGAAUAAUCUUUUAAUAUUUUAGGUGCAUAUUUGAAUUCAGUGUUCAAAUAUCCAGGGGAGUGCAGACAGUUUUAUAUUUGUUUCCUUAAAGGCAAAUAAAUGAAAGUUUGGGUAUUAUGUAGUCAGUGUUUUCAGAAGUGAGGUCUCCUUUUUAAUUUCUCUUCCAAGGAAUUCUUUACCUGGUGACAUCUUUAUUACUGCGCUGUGUAAAUAUAUUUAUUGGCUUACGGUUGCAAAGUCGGGGGCGAUUUCAAGAAAAGGUUUGACCUUUUGGGAAAUAUGUUUGAGUUCAAUUUGAAGUUCAUUUUCUGUUAAACUUUUUAACCUAAAAUUCACUUCAUGACAGUGAUGCUGGGAAGGCAUUUAGCCUGUCACAAUAAUCGGUUAUGUUCUGUGGCUGAAUUAGUUGAGACGAAGGUAAAGAGGAACAGCGAAGCUUUCAGUCAUAGUUGAUGUUCGCAAAACCACUGACCAACAAAAUAUAUGCAAGCUAAAGAAAGUUUUAUCACAUUUAUCACUGAGCUAUGAACCAACAAACAUUUCAAAAAGGAAAACUAUACUCAGUGUCUACGUUAUUAGGUACAUCAGUGAUCUCUAAUGCAAUCUUAUACACCAGCUCAUCCAUAACUUCUCCCUUUACAAAGGUAAUAACUCUUUUUGUGUUAAUAUCACUGUAUUUUUAUUGAGGUUGAAGUUUUAGAGCAGUCUUGAGACUCCCAAGUUGUGUUCCCCUCAUUUACAAACAAGAGGAUAGAUGAACAUUACAAAACAUUGCAGUCCAGUUGAACACCACUGCAAACUACAACCUUUAUAAAGAAUAAAUAGUUGAAUUACCACCUUUCAGACGGUGUCUAUCAUAAAGCUAUUAUCUAAAUGUAGAAUUAAUGGUUAUUAUGAUCAGAGGAGCAGUAGAUUCAUUGGAAUAUAGUUUAAUGUUUUGUUUAGAAGGAAACUUGGUCGACAAAUAAAAGCAUCAAAUCUGAGUCCUCAGCUGCUUCCAGCCUUUCGGCUCAGCUAAGCUAACUGUAGCUUCAUAUUUAGCAAGACUGCUAUCAGUGUUUUAAUUUAACUCUCUCCAAGAAAGCAAAGAAACAUGCUUCCCAAAAUGUCAAAUUAUUCAUUUAAAAGUAAGUAGGCUAAAGUAUCUGGAGGGAAAACACAUGAGUUUAAUGCUCACUCAAUAGAAGACAAGGGUCUGAUGGACUAGUGCACUCCCUCUAUAUAACAUUUCUACACAUCGGGGGGGUUUCGAACCCACAAAGCUCUCAUCUUCUUCACAACCCGAUAUUCAAUGUGAAAAGUAAUUAUUUAUAAUUUAGUUUAUUUAAAGCUGAACUGCCAACAGGUCCUUUUUGUUUUACUUGACAUUUUAUCAGUUUUUCCAAUGUAUUACUGAAGCCAGAAGGUCCACGAGUUCUGUCACACACACAAUCACUUACUGGAAAGUUUUGAUCCCGUUUCUCUUUUCAAUUAACCAGAAAACCACUUUUUUUAUAUACUUUGGCUUCAAAUCUCCUUGAAGCAAUUGACCAUAUAUCAUUAUAUCUGAAAAUUAUUGUCGUUGAUCAACUAAUCAACUAAUUGUUUUAACCCCUUAUAAAUUAGAAUCAGUAUUUUACUUUGAUUAAUCCCACUUCUUUGGUCAUAUAUUAUGUUACCACAGAAAAAUGGCCACAUGCUGUUUAGCAACUGUGACGUUGAUCCUUACCGGAUAACCCAUUGGAAAGGAAGCAGCAGAAUCCUCUGCCGGUCACUGGGGACGGUUUAAAGUACAACAAUCUGUUUUAAAGGAAAAGACGGGUGAGAUUCUAUGUUUUCUGAAGCUGUCAGAAAAUCUACUGAAAAGACUCAAAACAACAAUAUGUUAGUUCAUUUCACAUGAGUUUUUCAACAAACAGAUGAAAUUGUGCAUUUGUUGGGGACUAUUUUCAUUAGCGGAUUAAUCCACAUUUGGUGCUGUAGUGAGUAUAUGUAUAUGGCAGGGUGUGUGGGACUGAGUCUAAAUAAACCACAGCGUGUGUGUGUUCAUGAUGAAAGAACUUGUCAGCCAGUGCACCAGUGACUCACUGGUGUGUUUUUAACGGUUUAUUGCUGGUUGAUGUCUUUUCAUGGGAGUUACUCAGUCAGAAAUACAUUUGAAUAUCACCCGUCUCCUUUCAACAUUUGUUCGCCAUAAGUCAUUAUUUGAAUAUAUUGGUUCAGCACAAGUACGAUGAAUUUAAGUGGAUUUGUGUUGGCAUUUACAUAUUUUUUCUGUCUCCCAGUGAAAUGUCUCGGCAGACAUGGACUUAUGCAUCUUCACUUCUUCUAGCAGGGUAACACAUGAAUUCAUUCACUUGUGGUGUCUUUAGUAUGAUGUAAAUUUGAGUAGUUUAAUGUAAUUGUUUCGCGGGAUCCUGGGGCUCCGUCUUAAUAGGAAUAGUUUCACGGUUUGGGAAGCUCACUUAUUUGCAUUUUUGCCAGAGAGUAGAGGAGAAUAUUAUUUCAUUUCAUUAUUUAUAAUUUUCAUUGCAGCUAACGUGGGACUUGACCAAAUGAUAUCCAUCCUCUUUUCGUACAUCCCUUAAUCAAGAGAGGACAACUGCGGUUCUUAAAGUUUUCCAAAUAUUCAGUAUAUUAUUGAAUUCCAGGAUUCUUUUGAUUCCAUAUUUCAAUAUCAUUCAAACACUAAAAGUAUCAUCAGUGUUAAAUCGAGGAGCCCAUGUGAGAAAGAGAGGUUUAGGAAAUACACUGUGUGUAAAACAUAAAAAUCCAUUUCCUUCUUCCCGUACAUGUUCCCUGUCACCUCUUACAGUAGCAUUGUGUUGAAAGUGUGAAAUGUUUUCAUAUGAGCCUUUCUUAAACAAAUAUCUUCCGGGUUAUUUCAUGUUUUUCUAUGUAGAACUAAUGCAAUAAUAUCUGAGGGAAAGAACUGACCUGUUGGCCAUUUUAGGACAUAAUAAAUCUUUGCUGUUGUAGCUUUGAAUAAAUCAUAAUGCUGGGGUGAAGGCAUCGAUGAAUAAAGAUGUGUUAUGCAAGUAA
Pleuronectes platessa (European plaice) is the source of this 4872-nucleotide messenger RNA. It is a transcript of the gene kmt5aa, whose product is annotated as lysine methyltransferase 5Aa. NCBI's taxonomy places the organism in Eukaryota, Metazoa, Chordata, Actinopteri, Pleuronectiformes, Pleuronectidae. Gene Ontology annotation, molecular function: protein binding; histone H4K20 methyltransferase activity. The record is from RefSeq and is a predicted model, not a curated record. The coding region runs from base 221 to 1180 and encodes 319 amino acids. The transcript has 7 exons.